AUGAAAUCUUUAGACUUCAUGCUGACAGCCAUCUGAGUGAGAAGAGACGGCGUCAAUGGAUCUGGCUGUGGCCCUGGUGCUCUGCCUCUGCUCUCUGCUUCUCCUCUCACUCUGGAAACAGAGCUCUGGGAGAGGGAAGCUCCCGCCGGGCCCCACUCCUCUCCCGAUUCUUGGAAACAUCCUACAGUUAGAUGUUAAGAACAUCAGCAAAUCCUUAAAUAAUCUCUCAAAAGUCUACGGCCCUGUGUUCACUCUGUAUUUUGGCAUGAAGCCCAUGGUGGUCUUGCAUGGGUAUGAAGCAAUGAAGGAAGCUCUGAUUGAUCUAGGAGAGGAGUUUUCUGGAAGAGGCCGCCUCCCAGUGAAUGAAAAAGUUAGAAAAGGACAUGGAAUCCUUUUCAGCAAUGGCAAGAGAUGGAAGGAGACCCGGCGCUUCUCCCUCAUGACCCUGCGGAAUUUGGGGAUGGGGAAGAGGAGCAUUGAGGACCGAGUUCAAGAGGAAGCGCGUUGCCUUGUGGAGGAGUUGAGAAAAACCAAUGGGUUGCCCUGUGAUCCCACUUUCAUCCUGGGCUGUGCUCCCUGCAAUGUGAUCUGCUCCAUUAUUUUCCAGAACCGUUUUGAGUAUAAAGAUCAGUUUUUUCUAGAUAUGAUGAAAAUGUUUAAUGAAAACGCCAGAAUUCUAAGCUCUCCAUGGCUGCAGGUCUGCAAUACUUUCCCUGUUCUCAUUGAUUAUUUCCCAGGGAGCCAUAACAAAUUCCUUAAAAACUGUGCUAAUUUAAAGAGUUAUAUUUUUGAGAAAACAAGAGAACACCAAACAUCCCUGGACAUUAACAAUCCUCGGGAUUUUAUUGAUUGUUUCCUAAUCAAGAUGGAGCAGGAAAAGGACAAUCAAGAACUUGUGUAUAUGGCUGAAAACUUGGCAAACACUAUAUUGGAUUUGUUUGCAGCUGGGACAGAAACAACAAGCACCACACUGAGAUAUGGGCUCCUCCUCCUGCUGAAACACCCUGAGGUCACAGCUAAGGUCCAGGAAGAGAUUGACCGUGUCAUUGGCAGACACCGGAGCCCCUGCAUGCAGGACAGGAGCCACAUGCCCUACAUGGACGCUGUGGUCCAUGAGAUCCAGAGAUAUGUUAACCUGGUCCCCACUGGUAUACCUCAUGCAGUGACCCAGGACAUUAACUUCAGAAACUACCUCAUCCCCAAGGGCACGAAUAUAUUAACAUCACUGACUUCUGUGCUACGUGAUGACAAAGAAUUCCCCAACCCUGGGGUAUUUGAUCCUGGCCACUUCCUGGAUGAGAGUGGCAACUUUAGAAAAAGUGACUAUUUCAUGGCUUUCUCUACAGGAAAACGUGUUUGUUUGGGAGAGGGCCUGGCCCGCGUGGAGCUGUUUUUAUUUCAGCCCACAAUUUUACAAAAAUUUACCUUGAAAUCUGUGGUUGACCCAAAGGACCUCGACAUCACCCCAGUUGUCAAUGGGUUAGCUUCUGUGCCACCUUUCUACCGGCUCUGUUUCAUUCCUGUGUAAGGAAUGUUAGAUCAUCUGGCUUCUUCACUGAUGUUGUCUUCAACUCCCUCUCAUCUGCAGCAUUGUUCACCUGCUUCCCCUCAUCUUUCCUGAGAGUGCCUGCUCUGACCUCUCUUCAUUCAUUGUGCAAUUUCACUGCAGAAAUGUAUCUGCUCUUCUUAAUACUCUGUAACAUCUGUAUUGGCUUCCAGAUAAUGCACAUAAUUAUCUGAUGUUGAGUAGUUCCACAUGCAUAGGACUAUAUACUCCAUCAAAAUAAAACAAGAUUAUUACUCUCUGUACAACACAGAGCUAUUUCUGCUAUGCCUGUUCCUAAUAAAACACAUAACUUGGUAAGCCAGAA
This is a messenger RNA of Cervus elaphus (red deer), 1871 nucleotides long. Its product is annotated as cytochrome P450 2C19-like. Gene Ontology annotation, biological process: xenobiotic metabolic process. The record is from RefSeq and is a predicted model, not a curated record. Lineage: Eukaryota; Metazoa; Chordata; Mammalia; Artiodactyla; Cervidae. Gene Ontology annotation, cellular component: intracellular membrane-bounded organelle; cytoplasm. Gene Ontology annotation, molecular function: oxidoreductase activity, acting on paired donors, with incorporation or reduction of molecular oxygen, reduced flavin or flavoprotein as one donor, and incorporation of one atom of oxygen; iron ion binding; heme binding. The transcript is spliced from 9 exons. Bases 56 to 1528 code for a protein of 490 amino acids.